GUAUAGUUAAAAAUAACUCAAAUGCUGUUGAAAACCGACAAUCAUUAAAUUAGCUUUUAUUUUGAAAUCCCCAGCUGUUUCCCUGUCCGUGCAUGUCUGACUUGACUGAUUGCAGACGGCGUGACGUCGGGUUGACUCGGUCAGCUGGCUCCUCCAUCCGAGCGGCAGGGAGAGCCUCUCCCAAAGGGAGACAUCACCAUCAACGCCCGACGCUGCUUCAUCAUCUGCCCGCCGGAAGAGGAGAAAAACAUGCCGCUGUAGCGGCGGAUCGGACUCCAUCGGCCAUCCGGAGACUGGGAUUAUUUAUUCACCUUUUGAUUGAUUUCAUUACCCCGCCGGUGUAAUGGCAGGGGUCCAUGGCUGCGGCUGCUGAGGAGCAGGUGCAACAUCAUCAUCAUCAUCGUCGGAGGCUUUUUGAUUCCUCGGCAUGGGCUGGGAGAGGGCCGAAGCCCAGGCUGGAUCACUCCGAGAGAGGGGGCCAAAGGCUGGGCCGCGGCUGGGGGCCAAAGCCUGCUGAUACAGCUCUCUACAUAUUUUAGCCCGUAUUUUCCCAAUGAAGCUCAAGGUUAUCUGCAUGCAGCAGGACGCCACACAUCUGUAGAAAUAAUGGAAUAAGCGCUUCCUGCUGUCUGUUCAUCUAUUUUCCUCUUUUUCUAAGUGGAUCGCGUCCAGCCCUACAGGCCUGAACAUUUCCUGCUGAGCCUUGUUUGGAUAAACAGAGUUGCACCGCCAAGAUGAUGGAGAUAGAUGAGGUGGUCUACCAGGACGACUACGGCUCCGGCACCGUGAUGUCGGAGCGCGUGUCGGGCCUGGCCAACAGCAUCUACCGGGAGUUCGAGCGGCUCAUCCACAGCUACGAUGAGGAGGUGGUGAAGGAGCUGAUGCCGCUGGUCGUCAACGUCCUGGAGAACCUGGACGCGGUGCUCACCGAGAACCAGGAGCACGAAGUGGAGCUGGAGCUGCUGAAGGAGGACAACGAGCAGCUCAUCACCCAGUAUGAGCGGGAGAAAGCGCUGCGCAAGCAGGCGGAGGAGAAAUUCAUUGAGUUUGAGGACAGUCUGGAGGCGGAUAAGAAGGAUCUGCAGAUGCAGGUGGAGUUUCUGGAGCUACAGGGGAAGCAGUUAGAGCUGAAGACCAAGAACUACUCAGACCAGAUCACUCGUCUUGAGGAGCGCGAAGCAGAGAUGAAGAAGGAAUACAACGCUCUUCAUCAGCGCCACACUGAGAUGAUUCAGACCUAUGUUGAGCACAUAGAGCGCUCCAAACUGCAACAGGCGGGCAGUAACAGCCAAUCAGAAGGCCCCGGCUGUGGACGAACCAAAGCGGAGCGCCCGCCGUCGUUGAGCCUGUACCCUGGUGGCGAGGGCAUGGUACGUGGGGGUCUCGGGGGGGCUAGGAUGAUGCCCGGGAAAGACAUCUGGCAGGAGGAUGGAUCGGAGUCUGACUCUGUUGCAGCCACACCCAGUAGCACAGGAAGCAAGUCCAACACACCCACCUCCUCCGUCCCCUCCGCUACCAUCACCCCCAUCAAUGAGACCUACGACUUUGAUGCCAUGCGGGCCGGGAAUCGCAGAAAAAGCGCCAAGCGAUUCAGUCGCAACAUGGAGGUGCAGGUUUCCCAGGAAACCAGGAACGUGAGCAUUGGUAUGGGAAGCAGCGAUGAAUGGUCAGAGUUUCAGGAAAUAAUUGAUUCCACGCCAGAGCUGGAGAUGGGCAUGGAUUCCCGAGUGUAUGGAGGAGGAAAUAGUCCUUCUCAGGGGAUUGUUAACGAGGCCUUCGGCAUCAACACUGACUCACUGUACCAUGAGAUCAAAGACGCCAAGUCGGACAUCAUCGGGGACGUCGACGCAGGUGCUGAGCUGCUAGGCGAGUUUUCAGUCCGUGAUGAUUUCUUCGGGAUGGGAAAGGAGGUGGAAAAUCUUCUGACGGAGAACAAACAGCUUUUAGAGACCAAAAAUGCUCUCAACAUUGUGAAAAACGACCUUAUUGCCAAAGUGGAUGAGCUGUCAAGUGAGCAGGAGGUGCUGAAAGAGGAGCUGGAGGCAGUGCGGCAGUCCAAGAACAAAGUGGACGCCAGAAUAAAGGAGCUGGAAGAAGAAAUCAAAAGGUUAAGAGCAGAGGCAUCUCGAGACUCCAAAGACGAAGUAGCCGAUGAUUUUUCGUCGCCCAUGCAGGACGGGGACAUGGCGAUGACCCAGCGGCGCCGCUUCACUCGGGUGGAGAUGGCCCGUGUGCUGAUGGAGAGGAACCAGUACAAAGAGAGGCUGAUGGAGCUCCAGGAGGCUGUGCGAUGGACGGAGAUGAUCAGGGCAUCCAGGGAGAGCCCUCCAAUCCAGGAGAAAAAGAAGUCCACCAUCUGGCAGUUCUUUGCCCGGCUCUUCAGCUCCUCCUCCAGUCCUCCGCCCGUUAAGCGACCGUACUCCAGCGUCAACAUCCACUACAAGUCGCCCUCACCUGCGUUCAAUCAGCGGCGCAGCCACACCAUGUGCCAGAUCUCCACCUCUAACCGGACGCUGGAGUUCUUCCCUGAAGAUGACUCGGCGCUGAUGGCGCGCCGUGAGCAGCGGCGUGAACAGUACAGGGCGGUGCGUGAGCACAUGCGCCGCGAUGACGGCAUCAUGCAGGCCUGUGGCUGGAGUGUGCCAUCUCGCCUCAAACAGACCAAUGAGAAGGAUGAAAACCGCAUGAAGAAUGUUCCUGUCCCGGUUUACUGUCGCCCUCUGGUGGAGAAAGACCCCAACAGGAAGCUGUGGUGUGCAGCAGGAGUGGACCUGACAGGAUGGAGAGUCAGCAGCCAGGAGGCGGUGCCUCUCAAAGCACUGUCAGGCAGCAGUGACCCUCUGCAGACUGAGGAGGACAAGAAGAACACAUCCCCUGAGAAGAGAAAGUCUAAAGAACUUCAGGAGACAGACAGCAUGAACAGUCGAGUGUGGAUCCUCACCAGCACCCACUCUGCCAGCAAGGUAGUUAUCAUCGACGCCAACCAGCCUGGCUCUCUGGUCGACCAGUUCAACGUCUGCAACGCUCACGUCCUCUGCAUCUCUAGCGUGCCAGCUGCAAGCGAGAGUGAUUACCCAGCAGGAGAAAUCGUGUUGGAUCCGGGUGACGGAGGCAGUGGAGAGGACAUGGAUGGGAUGGAAGGCAUGUUGGCUGGCAUCACGUUGGUCGGCUGUGCCACAAACUGCAGUGUUGCCCGUAGCAACUGUUGCUCACGUACCGACACACCCAUAGUAGACAAAGGGCAAGCCCCCACUGCUCCCCCCAUGAAUGGGAAGAUUCACCCCGCCCAGUCUGCCGAGGAAGCCACAGAGGCCACCGAGGUCUCUGAGUCCAGCGCCAACCACACGGGCAUCGCAUCGGGACGCCCGGGGCCCUUCACGGAGCACGUCUUCACCGACCCGCAGCCCCGUCCAACAGAUGACAGGAGCUCGGGUCAGUCCAAAGAGGAAUCCUCUCAGCCAGCAGAGGCUGAGGAUGGAGGGGAGGAAACCAAAAACUACACCAGCGUGGCCCCCACCAUGUGGCUCGGGGCCCAGAAUGGCUGGCUUUAUGUCCACUCAGCUGUGGGAAAUUGGAAGAAAUGUCUCCACUCCAUCAAACUCAAGGACUCUGUUCUCAGUCUGGUGCACGUAAAAGGUCGCGUGCUGGUCGCCCUCGCCGAUGGGACCUUGGCCAUAUUCCACAGAUCCGAAGAUGGCCAGUGGGAUUUAUCCAACUACCACCUGAUGGACCUCGGCCGGCCUCAUCACUCCAUCCGCUGCAUGGCAGUCGUCCACGAUAAGGUGUGGUGCGGCUACAAGAACAAGAUUCACGUCAUUCAGCCCAAAAGCAUGCAGAUUGAGAAGUCCUUCGACGCCCACCCCCGGAGGGAGAGCCAGGUACGGCAGCUGGCCUGGAUCGGUGACGGCGUGUGGGUUUCGAUCCGGCUGGAUUCCACCUUGCGGCUGUACCAUGCGCACACGCACCAGCACCUCCAGGAUGUGGACAUCGAGCCAUAUGUCAGCAAAAUGUUGGGUACGGGGAAGCUUGGUUUCUCCUUUGUGCGGAUCACAGCCCUGCUGAUCGGAGGAAAUCGCCUCUGGGUGGGGACUGGAAACGGUGUGAUCAUCUCCAUCCCACUGACAGAGACGGUGGUCCUUCACCGAGGACAGCUCCUGGGUCUGAGGGCCAAUAAGGUGUCUCCUACGUCAUCCGGUGGUGUGAUCCAUGUGUACGGAGAUGAUGGCUCUGAGAAGAGCACCGGCAGCUUCAUCCCCUACUGCUCCAUGGCGCAAGCGCAGCUGUGUUUCCAUGGACACCGCGAUGCUGUCAAGUUCUUCGUUUCCGUACCGGGUAAUGUUUUAGCCACCCUAAAUGGCAGUGUUCUGGACAGUCCGUCUGAAGGUCAGAGCUCCACAGCGCCCACAGAGACGGAAACGCAGAGUGUUCAAAACGUGUUGGUACUGAGCGGAGGAGAGGGAUACAUCGACUUCCGCAUAGGGGAUGGAGAGGAUGAGGAGACGGAGGAAGGUGACAGCAGCGGUGGGGCUUCGCAGAUGAAACCUGCUUUGAGCAAAGCUGAGCGAAGCCACAUCAUCGUCUGGCAGGUGUCCUAUGUGCCGGAGUGACGCCGAAACCUGCUCUAACAUUAUACCCAAACAUCUCUUUGAAUAAACCACCCCCCACCCCAGAAGCUUACAGCCACUUAAACCUUGUAAUUAUUCCCCGGUCAUGUAAAAGUUCCCGUCUGGCUCCGAAACAAA
This is a messenger RNA of Cyprinodon variegatus (sheepshead minnow), 4742 nucleotides long. RefSeq names its product mitogen-activated protein kinase 8 interacting protein 3 (gene mapk8ip3). Gene Ontology annotation, cellular component: cytoplasm. The record is from RefSeq and is a predicted model, not a curated record. NCBI's taxonomy places the organism in Eukaryota, Metazoa, Chordata, Actinopteri, Cyprinodontiformes, Cyprinodontidae. Gene Ontology annotation, biological process: vesicle-mediated transport. The transcript has 32 exons. The coding region runs from base 735 to 4607 and encodes 1290 amino acids. Gene Ontology annotation, molecular function: JUN kinase binding; kinesin binding; MAP kinase scaffold activity.